AUGCAGACCGCAAUCACCGAGGAGAAGCUGAGCCCGUUGAGCAAGGACCCGGUCUCGCUACAGUUCCAUCUUUCUCAAUAUGGGCUGAAAUUGACCCCCGAUGAGCUUCGCGUGCAAUGGGCAAUGGGCAACCGUCAUCAUCCUCGGAAUUGGGAUAUUUCUCGGAAGGUCUAUGAUAUCGGUCUCAUCUUCGUCCUCGAGUUUUUCACAACAGCUGUUAGCACUUCUGGUUCAACCGCCGCCGCAGCUGCAGCUGUUGAAUAUGGCUUAGAGAGGACACGAUCCAUCUUCAUAUUCGUAUCAGUGUAUCUUAUCGGGCAAGCAUUCGGUGGUAUCCUCUUUCCGCCUUAUUCUGAAGCUUUCGGACGCAAGAAGCUCUACGUUGUCAGCACUGCGUUGUACAGUAUCAGCUGUCUCAUCAUAGCCUCCGUUCCUUCACUUUCUGGUGUGAUCGUGGGCCGCUUCAUCAGUGGGUUUUUAUCGGCAAUUCCCACCACUGUGAUAAUAGGCAGUAUAGAGGAUAUGUUCAACGCUCGCGACCGGGUUUGGAUGGUAUGUAUCUGGGCCGUAACAAGCAACUUAGGUCUCAUCGCGGGACCGAUUAUGAGCAUCUACGUAGUUGCAGAUCUGGGCUGGCGUUGGCUAUUUUACAUUGCAGCCAUCGUAACAGGUCUCCUUACCCUCCUCCUUCUCAGCAUUCGAGAAUCCCGUCCCUCUCUCUUGUUGGCAAGAGAAGUUGCACAGCUCCGCAAGGCGUCCAAGGUUGAGUCGCUGGAAGGGGCGAACCCAGAUCAUACACCAGACCUGCAUACCUUUGCGCGGCUUGCACUGUCUCGGCCUGUACUUCUUUUCUUCACCGAACCUAUCGUGUUCAUAGUGUCUUCGAUAAGCGCAAUCUCAAUUGCACUGGUUUAUCUUUUCACGGAAGCAUUACCUCCCAUCUAUGAAUCCUUUGGUUUCAACCCCCGACAAUCCAGUUUACCCUUCAUCGCUAUCGGUGUUGGGCUUAGUCUUGGCUUGCUGACUCGCUGCCUUGACCUGUACAUCAUCGACCAGCACCGGCAGCAGGGCCGCGUGCUACUUCCCGAGCACAAGCUGCUGGGUCUCUGGCUUGGAGCACCUAUCCUCGCGGGCGGGCUUUGGGCCUUCGCCUGGACCAUUCCUCCUGGCGUGAAAGAUUUGCACUGGAUCGUAUCCGUCAUUUCGCUGUUGUUGGUCGGAUACUCACUGAACGAGUUAGACUAUGUCCUUGGGAGCUAUCUCACUGACAGCUAUCUAAGCUACGCAUCGAGCGGGUUUUCAGCCCUCAGCUUACUGCGUUCGAUCCUAUCAGCUGUCUUUCCGUUAGUCUCGCCCCAUCUGUUCUCGGCUCUAGGGGCGAAUCUUGCUGUGACCGUGCUGGCGGCCACGGCAACUGUCUUCUGCAUUGUUCCGCCCUUGUUCACGCGAUACGGUGAGAGGCUUCGGGCCCGGAGUGCUUUCGCCAAGCAGAGUUUGAACAUGUAUCGUCAGUAUAGUGUUGAUGAGAAUGGAUAUUGA
Messenger RNA from Aspergillus thermomutatus, 1539 nucleotides. RefSeq names its product putative MFS multidrug transporter. The coding region runs from base 1 to 1539 and encodes 512 amino acids. The transcript has 5 exons. The record is from RefSeq and is a predicted model, not a curated record. Gene Ontology annotation, molecular function: transmembrane transporter activity. Gene Ontology annotation, biological process: transmembrane transport. Lineage: Eukaryota; Fungi; Ascomycota; Eurotiomycetes; Eurotiales; Aspergillaceae.